Amphiprion ocellaris (clown anemonefish) is the source of this 6616-nucleotide messenger RNA. RefSeq lists its product as uncharacterized. The transcript has 5 exons. NCBI's taxonomy places the organism in Eukaryota, Metazoa, Chordata, Actinopteri, Pomacentridae. Bases 2555 to 3604 code for a protein of 349 amino acids. The record is from RefSeq and is a predicted model, not a curated record.
UGAGCCAAAAUGCCCUGCUCUGCUGCUAAGUCCCGAACUGACAAGCAUGGACAUAGGACACCUGUCGUAGUGACACCACCUUCAGCACAAGACCAGGACGAGGAAUAUGUUAUUCCUGGUCGCUUAAUUCAGGCUCAAUGGACAGAUAUGUUGAUCCAAGAGGAUACAGAAGAGAUCGUGGGGGAGAUCAUGGAUGAACUGUUGAGUAAGGUCAUGGAAGGCUGUUUAAAGGUGGACAUUGAAAGACAGCUAAUACCUUUCUGCGCAUCCUGGGCCAAGAACUACCUCACGCAGAUUGUAGAGCGCCAAUUCUUGUGCCUAGAUGAGGGAGAAGGACCAGACGAAGCCUCUAAAACAAAAGACUCUGAGCCUAUGCCAGGAACUCCAGAUGCUUGGGCUGAAGGAUGUGUGCCUGUUAUAAAUGCAACCCUUGGACAUCAUCUCACCUCACAAAAGGAGGCUGACAAUGGCCAGGUCCCACUACAAACAGAGCCAAGGGUCAACCACCAAUGUCAUGUCAUGCCCCAAAUGGAAUGCUCUUCAAGACAAACUAAGAAAGAAACAAGUCCCCAGAGGCUUGUCACAGACAUUAGAAAGCAUUAUAAAGUGGUUGAUCCUUGCACUCCACCAAAGACUGAUCAAAAGAAAAGGCAGCAGGUUAAUUCGCCUCCAAAACAUUUUCAAGGCAAAUUACUGCCACCCUUGUCCUGCUCAACAGAAAAAUGGGAUGUGGAGGUACAGGGUAAAAAUAUGAGACGUUCUGUUCGAUCACCACAUCAGCAAAAGAGCUGGCAACACAUACCAAAGCUCGAUAAGCUCAGCUUGCCUCGUCAUUGCCUUUUUCCUCAGUAUGAGAUUGUAGAUAACAAUGACACAAAAUCCAACUUGAUGAAAUCAAUUGAACAAUCUAGACUAGAGCCAAGAUUCAACAAGCAGCAAACUGACAGGACAUUACCAUCACUGAAGCCGCUAACCAGCUCCAAGGAUCAGCCUAAAAUGUUUCAGGGGCAAAGUGAGGAUAAUGUCCUUCUGAAGAAACUGUCUCCCUCUAGACAUAGAAAGGAACAGAUGAAGUUGUCUGGGCCUCUCAGACUGGACACAAUGGUCUUAGCCAAGGGUGUUUCUCUUUUGGAUCCCCAGUCAGUUGAACUUAACCCUCUCAAAUGUAAUAAUCCAACCCAUUCUAUCAAUUUGAGGCCAAUACAGAGUAGCGUAGCUGUGCCACUAUAUUCAGUUGAUCAGGUUACCAGUGGUCCACUACCUCAGGUCACUCCAUUAUUUCAGUCCAAGAGCUGUGACAACUGAUUGUAAGGUUUAGUGGUGUCUAUAGUGGUGUUUUGAGGAUGAUAUUUAUGUUAAUUAAAUAAAAAAAAAAAACAUAUAAACUUGUAUAGUGUCUAUUGCAGGUCAGGCUGUGAGAAGCAAUUACACAUGCUUUACAAAGACUCAAUACUUUUCUUUUUCCAUGUGUUUUUGUGUUUCUCUGCAUUUGCAAAACAGCAGUGAUAAACAAUGCGCAUCAUCAAAACAUUUUUAAUUUGUAUUUUAAAAAAAUGAGACCUGAUAGCUGGGAAUUCCAUAUAUGCAUUGCAGCUUCUUUGAUACAAAUAUAAAGAUAUAUUUUUAAUAUUAAUCUUGAACAAUAAUCAUUUGUUUUUAUUUACUAUUCACUGACUGCUGUCUGUACACAAAGUGCCCUUCAAGGACAUUGCAGCCUAAAGCUUUAAUCUAAUUACAGUGAGCAAAAGCAAAACUAUUUGUUCAUUCAGUUUGUCCCACAAUUAAAUAUAAGAUAAAGCUGGGCUGUACAGUGGCUUGGUGGUUAUCACUGUUGCCUUGCAACCAGAAAAUCCUCGGUUAGUGUCCCGGCCUUCCUGGCCUUUCUGCAUGGAGUUUGCAUGUUUACAUGUUCUCCCUGUGCUUGCAUGGGUUUUCUCCAGGUACUCCGCCUAGUGAUGGUCCUCUGAUACCCGAGGCUUCGACACAUGCGCUGUAGCUCAUGAAGCAAACGUAUCGAGCCACUGUGCCGAGGCGUGGUUUGGUCACGUGACUCGUGACGUUUGAAUCACUUCAGUGACGUUUGAAGCACUCAACUGCUUCGAAUCACCUGAUUGGUUCGGUUUGUUAUGUGAAUCACUCAGCGGGAUCUAGUGUUCCGGGAUAGGAGAUCCCUAUUUAGUGUUGUUCAUUUGAAUUGUUUUUCGCAGAAUAGAUUGUUUUUUUGCCGUUGUUUUUGCUUUGAGAGUUAGUAGUAUGUCAGAUUUCGUAUUUCGUAGAGAAUAGAUAGAUUUUAUUUAUUUUUAUAUAUAUAUAUAUAUAUGUGUGUGUGUGUGUGUGUGUGUGUGUGUGUGUGUGUGUGUGUGUGUGUGUGUGUGUGUGUGUAUGUGCUUAGCUGACAGACUACAAACCAAAGAAAAAAACAGUUCACUGACUGUUGCUACACUUGUGGCUCUGCAGUUCAAAACUUUUGGAUUCACCAAUCAGAGUGGCAGCCAGUGUGAAAGACGAGGAAUAUGUUAUUCCUGGUCGCUUAAUUCAGGCUCAAUGGACAGAUAUGUUGAUCCAAGAGGAUACAGAAGAGAUCGUGGGGGAGAUCAUGGAUGAACUGUUGAGUAAGGUCAUGGAAGGCUGUUUAAAGGUGGACAUUGAAAGACAGCUAAUACCUUUCUGCGCAUCCUGGGCCAAGAACUACCUCACGCAGAUUGUAGAGCGCCAAUUCUUGUGCCUAGAUGAGGGAGAAGGACCAGACGAAGCCUCUAAAACAAAAGACUCUGAGCCUAUGCCAGGAACUCCAGAUGCUUGGGCUGAAGGAUGUGUGCCUGUUAUAAAUGCAACCCUUGGACAUCAUCUCACCUCACAAAAGGAGGCUGACAAUGGCCAGGUCCCACUACAAACAGAGCCAAGGGUCAACCACCAAUGUCAUGUCAUGCCCCAAAUGGAAUGCUCUUCAAGACAAACUAAGAAAGAAACAAGUCCCCAGAGGCUUGUCACAGACAUUAGAAAGCAUUAUAAAGUGGUUGAUCCUUGCACUCCACCAAAGACUGAUCAAAAGAAAAGGCAGCAGGUUAAUUCGCCUCCAAAACAUUUUCAACGCAAAUUACUGCCACCCUUGUCCUGCUCAACAGAAAAAUGGGAUGUGGAGGUACAGGGUAAAAAUAUGAGACGUUCUGUUCGAUCACCACAUCAGCAAAAGAGCUGGCAACACAUACCAAAGCUCGAUAAGCUCAGCUUGCCUCGUCAUUGCCUUUUUCCUCAGUAUGAGAUUGUAGAUAACAAUGACACAAAAUCCAACUUGAUGAAAUCAAUUGAACGAUCUAGACUAGAGCCAAGAUUCAACAAGCAGCAAACUGAAAGGACAUUACCAUCACUGAAGCCGCUAACCAGCUCCAAGGAUCAGCCUAAAAUGUUUCAGGGGCAAAGUGAGGAUAAUGUCCUUCUGAAGAAACUGUCUCCCUCUAGACAUAGAAAGGAACAGAUGAAGUUGUCUGGGCCUCUCAGACUGGACACAAUGGUCUUAGCCAAGGGUGUUUCUCUUUUGGAUCCCCAGUCAGUUGAACUUAACCCUCUCAAAUGUAAUAAUCCAACCCAUUCUAUCAAUUUUUAAUAACAGAAUGCACAACAAUUAACAUAAAGAAUACCAAGCAGCAGUCAUCUACGUCACAAGCACCACCGCAGCCUCGUCCUCCACCACCAGCAGCACCUUCCACAGGUAUUCUUUUUCUCUUCUGAAUAGGGAAUGACUGACAUUUCUGGUGAUGAUGAUGAUGAUCUUCAAUAUUUUUCAGUUCAGCUGUGGAGCCUAUUAGACGAACACGCAAGUAGAGCCUGGUAAAUGCAAAGCGCCACAGCGAAUGCAAUUGUAGAAAGAACGGCAGACCCACUGGCUUACUGGGCAACCCACAAAACCGUUUACCCAAACUUGUACAAUGGAGCCAAACAUUUCCUGUGUACCUCAGCCUCAUCUGUGCUGUGUGAACAGGUUUUUUUUUUCUAAGGCUGGGGAGAUAGUGAGUAAAAGAAGGAACUGCUUGAGUCCCAAACAAUGUUCCCUGUAAUUUUUCCUGAGUCUGAGCAAACACACAAACUCCCUGAGCGUUCCUUGGACCACUGUGAGCAACAUCAGACGUGUGCACUGUGGUCACACCAGCAUCACAUCCAUUCAAGUUACAUGGUUCAUUAAAAGAAUCAAAUUACAGCAUUUACAUUUCUGUUAAAACACUUUGUCAACAGGAGCCAGUUGAAGGCUGCAGUGAUUUUAGUGACACUACAAUGUAUAAGAGUGAAGUUAUUGAAUAUUUGUCUCUCUUUACUGUUGCAGUGGUUUUGCAAAUUGCAGACGGACCCUGUUCACUCCAUAGACACCAAUGUUAUUCCUGUAGCUUGAAAGACAGCUACUUUUGAUGAAACUGGGCUUGUAGCACAUUGUCUGCCUUGCAACAAUGGGAAAGAGGCACCGUUUAUGUUUUGACAACCUAUAUCUGAUGAGUUAUUGAUGCUGGAAGUCUGAAUCUGUGAAUAUCUUUCCAACUUUACUGAACUUGGGGCCACUACCACCUAAGGAGUGAUAGAUUUAAUUUUGAAAAAAGCAUUUAGCCAUACUUAAAGCUUUAAGUGCUUUAUUAACACGGAACUAAAAAUUUUGUAUUGUUUUAUUAUCACAGGUUCUGUCUGAAAAGAGGUGGCAUCAUUUUAAACAGUGAAAUCAAACUAAUAAAAUGUAAUGACCAACCAGUGAGCAAUACUGGAUUCUGCAAAAACAUAAACAACUUUUAAAAAAAAAUCUAAAUCUUAUCUUAACACAGUUAAUGUAUUAACUUAUUUUUGUGUAUGCAUGUAUUUAUUGAUUUAUUUAAUACUGUUAACAUAUCAGAGUUCUGAGUGAGUUUUUCUUAAGAUAGGCAAAGGCCACUUAUUGAUUACAUAUAGACUCUUAAAUGUUUAUUAAAAACUGAAAAGCAUUUAAAAAAAAAAAACAACUUAGGCAUUUAUUGAGUCACUAAAAUACUGUAGAGUACAGACCACAUCAGCAUGAUUAUAAGCAUCCUCUGGUAAAUUAACAACCAGAUACUGAUGUCUCUCACCAUAUGGACUUCAGGAGAUGACUGGGGGAUGAUAAACUGUGACCUACUGGUUGGGUUCUCUCUGUUCUCAUGUUUCUUACAUGUUUGUCCCUGACAGCUGGAUCCUAAUGUUUUUUGAGCAACACACCAUACUAUGACGUUUUUACACUGAUGGUUCUACUAUGGAACCAGUUUGACAUGUUCAGGUGUUCUUUGUGUGAAAACUCAGAGAUUUCAGGUAUCAGAAGGUGGUUUUCAACCUUCUUUGUUAACUUUCUGCUUCAACUUUAAAUUAAAUCUCCUUCACUAACCCAGCCCUCUGGACUUCCAGGAAGCUGUGUUCUUAUUGGCUGUCCAGGUGGCUGCUUGGUGUUAUCAGGAACACCUGAGCAGCUCAGUGUUAUCAGGAACACCUGAGCAGCUCAGUCUCUUCCUGCUUUAUUUAGCUGCAGUCAAACAUUUCCUCUGCUUCUCUUCACCAGUGAACUGGGUUUGGCUCCAUUGCUUCAGUUUGUUCUUUAGGCAUUGGCUUGCAGCUUCCAGCAGUAAAAUUGUCUUUAAUGUGUUUCUUGGUGUGUUUUAGGGCUUUGUACUGGAUAGUUGUCUUGGUAAAUGUGGUUCUUUAGCCACAGUUAGCACAUGGUGCUAAUGUGUGCAGUGAUUAGUGGGUUUGGUACAGCUGAGUUGUGUCUUUAUCUUGGCUGUAGUGAGUCUUUAGAGGUUUUUGGUCAGACAUAUUCUGUAUUCUUGUUUGGGAACCAAUGUUGGUUGUCCAGAAGGUAAGAGUUCCUGUCCUGAUUCUCUGUUCUCAGAGCUUCUCUGGUAGGCUGCAGGAGACUUUAGCGUUUGGGUUGUGCUAGUUUGGUUUUUGUGUGGUUUCAUUUGGACGACUAUCUUGAGGCCCCUCCAUGUGGUUUAGUGAGGUUUUCUGUAACAGUUCUACAAAGCAACCUGCAGCAGAAGAGACUUUGAGAGUUUUUAGGAAGUUCUGGAGACCAGACUUUAGAGCAGCAGAAACAUUUGUCAGCAGUUUGAGCAGGAGAAGGUGAGCUUCAGAGUAGAAAUGAGACAGAAACCUUCUUGACCCGUGUGGUGAGGUCCUGUACCAAGAGUUUGAGCAGGUUGUGAAGAGUCUGUAGUUCUUUGGUCUGAAAGCACAAGAAGAGUCGACUGAUUAAAGGAGAAAACAGGAGAUAUUGUUGGUUCAUCUGUCGCUCUGCAGUUUCCUUAGACUGAAUAUCAAGUUUAUAUUUUAAAUGAUUUCCCAUGUGAGCCCAAGAAGACUUCAAUAAACUCCCUCCAUCCACUGGACACAACAUAUUUUAUUACCAUGUUAAAUCUUUUUUUUUAAAAAUAUGUUUUUGAGUUUUAAUCACAGUUUUUUCUCUUUGCUUGUUUAGUUUUGUCAUCUGUGUAAAAGGUGCUAAACAAAUAAAGUUGAAUUGAUAAACUGAAUAAUUGACUAACUCAUGAUUGUGACAACAGAAGUAUUUUCAUUGUGAUUUAAGGGUUUAUUUCAUUUUUAAGGUUGGGGUAAAAUCUUGACAGAAAAAGAA